AUGUCAAAAAAGUUCAUUUUUCAUUGCGCCAUAAUUAUGGAGCCACUUCAAAAAUCUUGCCAUCAUCACGAUUUCUUCGCUGUAAAAAUAAAUGGGGUCGGGUCGGAAUACUACGACCCACUGCUCUCGGUCUUCGAUUAUUCAGAGAAGAACUCCGAGGAGGACUACGAAGCAAUCGUCAUCUGUGCUAUAGAAAAACUCCAACUCCACAAGCCGCCACAUCCACCAAGCACGGCUAUGAGGUGCCUUUGCAACCAGUCCGGCUGCAAUGUCCCUGAACCACUCGAGGAGUUCUUGAAGUUCAAUCGCAAUGUAUUCCCCCUAUUACAGGUUUUACGAAAAAUGAAAUUCAGGUCAACUUUUAAUGCCAAGUGGUUGGGAAAUAUCGCAACAAACUGGAAUCGAAGAAAACAACUCCUAUUUUCUGAAUUAUUAUCUUAUUUUAUUUACAUUUCAGGCAGAUCCUCUUCUCUCGUAUUCGUCCCGAUUCACAGCGACAAAACUUAA
Messenger RNA from Caenorhabditis briggsae, 507 nucleotides. Lineage: Eukaryota; Metazoa; Nematoda; Chromadorea; Rhabditida; Rhabditidae. The record is from RefSeq and is a predicted model, not a curated record. The transcript is spliced from 5 exons. The coding region runs from base 1 to 507 and encodes 168 amino acids.